AUGGAGUUACCAUCACCUUACGAGAUACUCGGUAUCGAGAAAACAGAUGAUCCUGUAGAGAUAAAGCAAGCCUACAGACAAAUGGCUUUAAAGUAUCAUCCAGAUAAAAAUCCAAAUGCAGGUAAUAAGGAAAUCAAUAAAGCAUAUCAAAUUCUUUCGAAUGAAGAUUCAAAGCUAUUCUUUGAUUCAUUUGGAUACGAAGGUUUGAUACUAAAUGAAAAGUUAAACUCAAGAGGUGAAAACAAUCUAAUGGGAAUGGGUCAUAUCGAUUUCAUUUUGAUAUUUGCAUCUAUAUUUACAUUAUAUUUUAUAUAUUUGACAAAGAGAUCACCAGAUCUUUCAUUUUGUCUGUUCAUACUGAUAUCGAAUCUUGUUUUAUACUUUAUAUUACCAACACGAAUUCUACCAACGGUAACCAACUUUGUUAUCUAUGGUAUCGUUCUUUUGUGGCCCAACAUCACCAAGAAGAACUCUUCAUUAACAGUAACCAUUUGGAUUUCGAUCAUAAUCAUCGAUAUUUGGAGAGGAAUUAGAUUUGAACACUGGAUAUGGCGAUUCCUAAGUUUGAACAUCAUCAUCUUUGGAAGUAUCAUUUUGAUGCUCAUGGGAAUCUAUGUUUUAAAGAAACCUGAAACUGGUAUAAUCAAGAGUCUAGAUGUAAUGACACUAGUUUUUGUUGUUUUUUGGUGUCCAGUUUGGAUUUUGGAUUAUUUCACUGGCAGAAGAAUUGAAUGGUUAAUUCCACCUGCAAUCUUCUUUAUUAAAAAUACUGAUGAAGAACCAGCUUCAACACCAACAGCAACAGAAUCAGUACACAAUAACAGCAACAACAACAACACUAAUAAUAAUAGCAAUAGUAGUAGUGGUAGCGAAAAGAAAAACAAAAAGUCAAAUUCGACAACAACUACCAACAGAGUUGAUGAUCAUCAUAAAAACAACUCACCUUUGAAAGCCAAUGUAUAUAAUUCAAAAGAAGGUGAAGAAUCAAAUACUGCAGCAUCCGGUGAGUCUCAGACUGCAGUCAACUCAUCGCCAUCCACUAAAAAGCAAUCAAGUAGCGCAUUGGAUAAGCGAUGCCAAACAUGUUUCAAAUCGGCCAACCUCAAAAAGUGUGGAAGAUGUCAACAGAACAACCAUUAUUAA
This is a messenger RNA of Heterostelium album PN500, 1143 nucleotides long. RefSeq lists its product as uncharacterized. Gene Ontology annotation, molecular function: misfolded protein binding; protein-folding chaperone binding. NCBI's taxonomy places the organism in Eukaryota, Evosea, Eumycetozoa, Acytosteliales, Acytosteliaceae. The coding region runs from base 1 to 1143 and encodes 380 amino acids. The transcript is spliced from 6 exons. Gene Ontology annotation, cellular component: endoplasmic reticulum. The record is from RefSeq and is a predicted model, not a curated record.